AGAUGAACAUGGAGGAGCUGAUGGGAUCAGGGGUGCUGAGUUCGAGCGCGAGUCAGACUGAGCGCCGCUCAAGUCGUCACCACAUCCUCGAAGUUUCCGAGGCUCAGAAACGGCAAGAAUUACUACAACAACAACAGUUGCAGGUGCGGAGACCGGAGAAAAGUGCUUCCAGACAAGAUGAAAAACUAGGUGGUUUAUCAAGUCGUCUACGUGCCCAGAUACCAUCGGCUACAUUUGUGAACUACGACACAUUCAAGAUCUCACAAAUGAAUAUAGAUAAAGAUGGGAAGACACCUGAUGAUUCAGUAAAAGAUGAGGAAACAAAAGAAAAAGUGUUGGAUUGGUGCUACAAGUGGAUACCUGAGGGAUAUUUAGAGGGAGAUUUAGUGGAUGAGGCUUCUAGAAGGGAGGGUCAAGGUCACCAUAAAGGUCAUAAACACAGUGGAAGAAAAAGUCGAAUGGGUAUGCACGAUUCUGAUGAUGAGGAAACAAAGAGGGAAGGCCCAGACUACGUACAGGACCCACACAGUCACCGACCACCACGGGUGAAGUCAGCAAAAGCCGGGGGAGAAGAAAUCAACAGUGCAAUACAGAGUAUCAAAGAUCUACGCCAGUCACUCACAUUGUCAGCUGCCAACACAAACCUAAGUCCUACUGCAGGGAACUACAUAAAGAAGUUAUUGAACCAAGAACUUAAACAGACAGAUGAGGACAUUGGUGAAAUCACUGCCAAACUUCAACUUAACAUUGACGAAAAACAAAAACAGUAUGAUGAUCUGGUACACCUUGCUCAUUCACAAGAUGGCGCAAAGCCCGCGAACAUUUCUUCUCAUCGUGAAGAUUCUAAAAUUAGAUCAGCUCCAAUCACCUCGGCUAAAGAACAAAGUAACAACAUUAAGUCGGAGAGGUCUGAUAACUCUAUAAGUGCUCAACCUGCGAAAAGUAAAACCGAAAGAAGAGAGGUUAAGAAACCGGAACGUACCGAAUAUAUAAACAAUGUGAAAAAUUUGAAACCAGUCUCGAAUGUUCCAAGUAGUGGUGAGAAUAGUAGACUUGUUGAUACCUAUCAUCUCCCAGACUCCAUUCAACACGGGCAUAAUAAACAAGAGGGGUUUAGAGGAGCAAAACUAGAUGUAGAUAUAGGACACGGAAAAUUAACCAAACUCACGAAAAUUGAUUCCACAAUUAAUGGUAAAACAGAGCUUCACUAUAGCUCGGCCACCGAUUUAUCGCAGCCACUAGUACCAAACGGGCCGACUAAUGGCUCAAAGGUUAUGAAAAAGAAGUCAAAUUCUACAGUACCAAGAAGUGCCAGUAGCAGUAGCAGUAGAGAAGAAAGUGAUCCUAAAAGUUGGAGUGAAAAGUUUGAGAAAUUUAUGGAUAAGGACAAAUCAGAGUCAAUACAAAGGGUGAAGUCUGCUAAAAACAGCCGUCAAGUUGUAG
This is a messenger RNA of Ruditapes philippinarum (Manila clam), 1443 nucleotides long. RefSeq lists its product as uncharacterized. The record is from RefSeq and is a predicted model, not a curated record. Gene Ontology annotation, molecular function: zinc ion binding; metallocarboxypeptidase activity. Gene Ontology annotation, biological process: proteolysis. Lineage: Eukaryota; Metazoa; Mollusca; Bivalvia; Venerida; Veneridae.